Molecule: messenger RNA, 2406 nt
Organism: Priceomyces carsonii
Lineage: Eukaryota; Fungi; Ascomycota; Pichiomycetes; Serinales; Debaryomycetaceae
Exons: 1
Coding region: 1-2406 (801 amino acids)
Cellular component (GO): endoplasmic reticulum
Molecular function (GO): lipid binding
Source: RefSeq, a predicted model, not a curated record
AUGGGAUUGUUUGACUUGUUUGUUGCAUAUUUAGUGGGUGGAAUUACUUUUAUACCUCUCAUAGUCAUUUUGUUUAUAUACUUGCAUCCAAAAAAAAACAAAUCCUUCAGAUCAGUACUGUCAGCGCUUAAGGCUGGAGAAAUUGAAGAGAGCAAAGAAACUGGGCUCGAUGCUUACAAGUCAGGUUGGAUAACUGUUACACAGGGGUAUCUAGAAUCUCCAGAUGACAUAAGUUCUUCUGUUCAAUCGAUAAGUGAGUCAGCAGAUAACAAAACUGCCUACGCAUCUUUGUAUAAGUUGGCGCAGAAAGAUAUUACAAGUACAGAAGGGCCGGAAAGUGUGCUUAACCCACCCGCAGAUAUUAAUAAAGUUACUAGUAAAAGCCACGCAAGCGAGAAGGUGAACCGUUCCCAAAAAAAGCACAGAUUUUAUGGAAUUUUGAAACAUGGAAAUCUAUUUUUGUACAAAGAUGAAGAAUUGAAAGAUGUUCGUCACGUUAUAGUUUUGUCAAAUCAGAUCGUUACAAUUUGGCCUAGAGAUGUUCUCGACAGUGAGCUCUUUGCUAAGAGGAGCUCUAUUUGUAUCAUGAAAAAGGAUUGGUCAAGGUCAAGAAGACUAUCAGAUUCAUUUGAUAAAGAUAAAAUAACUACGUCAGAUAUCUUAAGUAAUGACAAUAAUUUCAAUCCUCCUAAAGGUUCGUUUUUUAUUUAUUGUGAUUCUAAUAUUGAUAAAGAAGACUGGUAUUUCUCUUUGAUUAGGGCUACCAAACUUGAAGAUGUCAACAAUAAUCUUAACCCAGCAAUUUACGCGGAGACUUUACAUUUUGAGACUCACAACAUGAUUAACUUGAUUCAAAAUUUGUAUAGUUCUGAAGCGCAAUUGGAAACAAAAUGGUUCAAUGCCUUGGUUGGGAGACUUUUUUUAUCUUUGCAGAAAACUGAAGUUUUACAAAAAUUCUUGAAAUCGAAGCUAGAGAAAAAGCUCACUAAGAUCAAACGACCAGGUUACUUGAAUAGAUUUCAAAUAGGUGAGAUAUCUCCUGGUAAUUCAGCUCCCUUAUUAACAUUUCCAACUCUAAAGGAAAUUAGCCCAGACGGCACAAUUGUUGUUUCAGCUUGUAUUCAGUAUCUGGGCUGUUUCUCUACUCAAGUAUUAACUAAAGCAAACAUCAAUUUGGGGUCAAGGUUCAAACCUAGAGAAGUAGAUUUGCUUUUGAGUAUAUGUUUGGAAAAGCUAGAGGGAUCCAUAAUUAUCAAAAUAAAACCACCUCCAUCUGAUCGUUUGUGGUAUUCAUUCGAAAGCGAGCCGAAUAUGCGUUUAAACAUUGAGCCAGUGAUCAGCUCCAGGCAGUUCGCCUAUAACAUAAUAACUAACCUGAUCGAAAAGAAAUUGAAGGAUGCUAUAAAAGAAAGUCUAGUUUUGCCUCAUUGGGAUGAUGUGACCUUUUAUGAUACCACAGGAGAGAUAUAUAGGGGAGGCAUCUGGGAUAAAUCAGUUAGACCUGAGAACAAGAGUGAAGAAAUCGUUGAAAAUAUUGAACAAUCCGAAUCUGCUAUCCAUGAUAACAGUGACGAUUUAGACUUUAAAACCCAAAUUUCAUACAACAAGUGGACAAACAAUCCCAAAAGUAAGAUAUCUACUACAUUGACUGAUAUAUCAAGAAAAAUUAAGAAAACUAAAUCAGCUCAUACUUUAGGUAUAAGCGAAGAGAAUUGUUUAUCCGAUGGCUCUUUGAUUGAUUCACGAUCCAAAAACGAUCAAGAUUCACUUUCCAGCGAUUCAAGUAUAGGAAAAAGAUCUACAAUGAAUACACUCAGAAAGAUUGGAAAAUGGUAUUUCAGGGACGAGCGACUGAAAACUUCGCUGAGCGAAAAUUAUAGUCCACCAGAAAUGAUACUGAAUCGACGAAGUCCCAGAAAAUCCAAUGCGGACCUGACAAAGCCCCCAUCUGUUGAAACGACUCCAACUCAACCUUCCUACGAUUUUAUCAAAUAUCAUGAGACUUCCAUUUCUUCUGAUCCCAACGGCAACAAAAUGUUUCAGAAACAGAUCAACAAUUCAGUAUCUCCCAAGCCACCAACACCGUUACCACCAAGGGAUGAUAUCUCUUUUGAUACAACUGCAUCUGAUAAAAUGAGUGAACAACUCGACUUAAUUGGAAGUUUCGAAGAAAAUAAAAUCAGCGAACAAGAUUCAGCAAGCUUUAAUUCUCAGGAAGAUCCCUCAACUAACACCACUGAUGUUCUCGAAAGAAGCCCCAGUUUAAUAUCAAACAGAGAGAGCUUUAGAAAUGGACAGCUAACCAGAAAGCCCCCUCCGGGGAGCCCACCUGAGCUUCUUCCGAGAAGUCCACCUGAACUUCCUCCUAGAAAAUUUGAAACUACCGACUUACAUGAAGGUCUAUGA